AGUAAUGGCGUCUCAAUUUGCUAGCAAGCUGGUUCAUGCAUGGCUUCUUUCCACUCUGAUUGCUCUGGCAAUGGCUACUGAGCGUUCGACCUAUAUUGUCCACAUGGACCGGGAAAUGAUGCCAAAGGCCUUCACCCAUCACCAGCAGUGGUACACUGCUUCACUUCAGUCUCUAAAUGUUACCACAUCUGUCAAUCAUGAAGCUUCAUCUGAAACUCCAACAAAUCCAUUCUAUGUCUAUGAGAAUGUCAUGAAUGGGUUCAGCGCUGUACUCUCAGAGAACGAAGUAGAAGCUCUCAAGAAAAUACCAGGAGUCCUAGGCGUGCACAAAGACAGAGAAGUCAAAAUAGACACGACCCAUACAUACGAAUUUCUUAACCUGAAUGUUGCAUCUGGUCUCUGGCCAGCUUCCAACUACGGCGAAGAUGUGAUCAUCGGCGUCAUCGACACCGGAGUCUGGCCGGAAUCAGAAAGCUACAAUGACAGAGGGAUGAGUGAAAUACCAAAGAGAUGGAAAGGAAUAUGCCAGGCUGGAGAUGAAUUCAACAUCUCUAUGUGCAACUCCAAGCUCAUCGGUGUUCGCUAUUUUAACAAAGGUGUCAUUGCUGCCAGACCAGGCGUCAAAAUCUCCAUGAACUCAGCCAGAGACACGUUUGGCCAUGGCACGCAUACUUCAUCCACUGCUGCUGGGAGUUAUGCUUCUGCUGAUUACUUUGGCUAUGCUCCUGGCAUUGCCAGAGGCGUUGCACAUAGAGCUAGGCUGGCAAUGUACAAGGUCAUUUGGGAUGAAGGAAGAUACUCUUCCGAUGUGAUCGCCGGGAUGGACCAAGCAGUUGCCGAUGGCGUCAAUAUCAUCUCCAUAUCAAUGGGCUUUGAUGAUGUCCCCUUGUACGAAGACCCAGUUGCUAUAGCAUCAUUUGCAGCAAUGGAGAAGGGAAUCCUCGUCUCCGCUUCAGCCGGGAAUGAAGGACCUGACCUUUCAACACUGCAUAAUGGAAUCCCCUGGGUGAUGACUGUGGCGGCUGGCACAAUCGACCGCCAACUCGCAGGGACAUUGAUACUGGGCAACGGUCAAACCAUUAUUGGCGCCACUCAAUACCCUGAGAACGCAUUCUUGGUGGACAUGACACUAGUGUACAAUGAAACCAUCUUGGAGUGCAACUCACCAUCCCUAUUAUCUGCCACAGCCGGAGGUCAAGUCGUUAUAUGCAAAGAUAAUGGGACAGCAAGGUUGCAGGAAAGGGAAAUUCUACAGUCUACUGUUGCAGGUGCUAUAUUCAUAACUAAUAGAACCAUCAGUUUCAGCUUCCAAAGUCCAUUGAUUGCCAUCACACCCGAGGAAGGUGUCACCUUGCUCAAUUAUGCUGUGAACAACCCAAGCACUGCAACCAUCACGAUGAAGUUCAAACAGACUUUCUUAGGCAAUGUGAGAGCUCCAAGAGUGGCAUCAUUUUCAUCUAGAGGGCCAUCAAGAAACGUCCCUAAUGUUUUGAAACCUGACAUAAUGGCUCCAGGCGUUGAUGUCAUUGCUGCAUGGCCAUCAAAUUCUCCUGCUGCCUUUAUCGGCAAUGCUCCAUUGGUGAGUGAUUUCAGUAUCCUCUCUGGUACAUCAAUGUCGUGCCCGCACGCAUCUGGUGUUGCUGCUUUGCUGAAGGGUGCACGCCCGGGGUGGAGCCCGGCCGCCAUCAGGUCGGCCAUGAUGACCACAGCCAGUGCCUUAGACAACACAAUGGAUUACAUUCAAGACAUGGGAAACAAUUUAUACCCAGCUAGUCCUCUGGCCAUGGGAGCUGGACAAGUGGACCCAAACAAGGCUUUAGACCCUGGGCUCAUCUAUGACGCCACCCCACAGGAUUACGUGAGCUUGUUAUGUGCUUCUAAUUUCACUCUCAAUAAGAUCAGGCUGAUCACCGCCGGGUCAUCCAAACCAUAUGACUGCUCCAAACCAUCGACUGAUCUUAAUUACCCUUCCUUUAUUACCAAUUUUAAUAGCAGUUCUACAACUUACUAUCAGACGUUUGUGAGAACAGUGACUAAUGUCGGCGAUGGAGGUGCGACUUACAAAGUGAAUGUGCUGAGGCCAGUGUGGCUUUCAGUUGUUGUUGAACCGGAUGUGCUCGUUUUCAAGGACAAGUAUGAGAAGCUAAGCUACAAGGUUUAUAUGAAGGCAAGCUUACCUAUAAAAAUUAGUAGGCCAUAUGGUUUCGGACAUCUUGUUUGGGUUGACGUAAGUGGGAAAUACAAAGUUAGGAGCCCAUUUGUGGUGCUAGUUUAGUGCCAUGCAAAGAGCUUUACUG
This is a messenger RNA of Dioscorea cayenensis subsp. rotundata (Guinea yam), 2297 nucleotides long. RefSeq names its product subtilisin-like protease SBT3. The transcript has a single exon. Gene Ontology annotation, molecular function: serine-type endopeptidase activity. Gene Ontology annotation, biological process: proteolysis. Bases 5 to 2275 code for a protein of 756 amino acids. The record is from RefSeq and is a predicted model, not a curated record. Lineage: Eukaryota; Viridiplantae; Streptophyta; Magnoliopsida; Dioscoreales; Dioscoreaceae.